CAAAACUUAAACUUUGGGAUAAUAUGUACCGUACUUCUAAUUACCCACUAGUUAGGUUCCCAAUCCCAAUAACCUUUUAAAUAAAUUUGAAGAAAUAACGUGACGUAUUUCAAAAAGACUUAUUAGUAUCAUCGAGUAUGGACGAGGGAAACUCGAUUAUUUAUGGACUGGAACAUCAGACCCGAGCGCUGUCGCCACAGUACGGGGAGAGCGAUGCUAUACGGUUCCUUAUCGGCACCCAGAGCCUCAAGCCGCAGACCAACCAGGUUCAUGUUGUGGAGCUAGAGGAGGACACCGGGGCGCUGCAUACCAAAGUAUUCAAGCAUGACAUUGGAGAGAUCUGGCAUCUCCGGUGUUCACCACAUGACGCUGCGACUCUCCUCACCACACACAACUCCUAUGACCCUGACACAUCACAAUGCACCAUGGGUGUCUCCAUUUUCAAACUGCCUACACUUGAUGUGAUUCCCAAAAAUUUGGAAGAAUUGAGCACAAUACAAGGAAGAAAUGCAGAGGAUAUGGAGCUAUUGAAAACUAUCACACCAGAGAAAGCAGAAGAGGAGAUUCGAUGUGCGGAGUGGCAUCCAAGUGACAGCACGCGUAUCGGCAUGGUGCUGGAUUCCGCGGUGAGCGUGUUGGACGUGGGUACCGGGGCCAAGGUGUCCAGCGCCGCGCCCGACGGCAGGUCCAGACUCAAGUUCACCGGCGGCAAGUGGUCGCCGCAAGGGACAACUCAGUUUGCGGUACUCCAGGACAUGCAUAUAAAAUGCUUCGACACUCGCACAGAAGGCACCAAGCCCGCGUGGAGCAUCGACAACGCGCAUAGACAACUAGCCAGAGACAUAGACUUCAAUCCUAAUAGGCAGUUCCAGCUAGCCAGCGCGGGCGAUGACGCAGCUCUCAACAUCUGGGACUACAGAAAUGGAAAGGAACCAAUUUUCAGCCGCACAGAUCAUUCACAUUGGGUGUGGUCGGUCCGCUACAACACAUUCCACGAGCAGCUGCUGCUGACGGGCAGCUCAGACGCGCGCGCGCUGCUCACCGCCGCCGCCAGCGUCUGCGCCGUAGACGAGGAGGGGGAGAGGAUCAGUAAAGUUCUGGAAGACGGCGUGCUACAGUCGUACGAGCAGCACGAGGACUCUGUGUACUGCGCGGAGUGGAGCGCCGCCGAGCCCUGGACCUUCGCCAGUCUCAGCUACGACGCGCGCCUCGUCAUAUCGCGAGUGCCACGACACUUCAAAUACAAGAUAUUGCUGUAAAUGAUAAGUUAUUUCAAUGUACGCCAUUGCUGUAAAGUCGAGGCCGCACUAUAGGAUUGACGUCUCAUUUCUAAGGGUCAAUUCAGACCGCAACGCGACGCGUAGAUGCAUUUCUAAAUUUGUAUGGCUUUGACAGAUUUUCAAGACGUCACACGCAAUUCAAAUCUCUCAAUUCAGUACAGAUUUAGAAAUGCAUUUACACGUCGCGUUGUGGUCUGCAUUAACCAUUAGGUUAGGUUCACACGGCAUUAAACCUGCAGAACGCAGGUUUAUUUGCAGUGUGCGUCUUAACUUAACAAACAAACAGUGGCGCAUACAAUGUAUAUAGAACACUGACCUCCAAUAUACAA
Aricia agestis (brown argus) is the source of this 1609-nucleotide messenger RNA. RefSeq names its product EARP and GARP complex-interacting protein 1. The record is from RefSeq and is a predicted model, not a curated record. Gene Ontology annotation, molecular function: protein binding. Bases 138 to 1259 code for a protein of 373 amino acids. NCBI's taxonomy places the organism in Eukaryota, Metazoa, Arthropoda, Insecta, Lepidoptera, Lycaenidae. The transcript has 9 exons. Gene Ontology annotation, biological process: protein ubiquitination.